Pyrus x bretschneideri (Chinese white pear) is the source of this 1584-nucleotide messenger RNA. RefSeq names its product glucan endo-1,3-beta-glucosidase 14-like. The record is from RefSeq and is a predicted model, not a curated record. The transcript is spliced from 3 exons. Bases 100 to 1458 code for a protein of 452 amino acids. Gene Ontology annotation, cellular component: plasma membrane. Gene Ontology annotation, molecular function: hydrolase activity, hydrolyzing O-glycosyl compounds. NCBI's taxonomy places the organism in Eukaryota, Viridiplantae, Streptophyta, Magnoliopsida, Rosales, Rosaceae. Gene Ontology annotation, biological process: carbohydrate metabolic process.
ACCGCCAAAACGCCCAAUACCUUAACUCUCUCUGCUCCUCACAAAACACCCGCAAAACCUGGACAUCAGAGAAAAACAGCAAAAGGGCAUCACUUAUAAAUGUAUCUCAUGGAACCCCCGAGGAAGAAGAAGCACUGCAUUCAACAAGUGUUCGUACUUGUCGGAUUUCCUCUUUGUGUGGCCCUAAGAUUGAAUCUUUGUCGCAUGUUGAACAUGGGAAGCUUCUGGUUCUUUGUUCAGUUUGGUCACUUGUUCUUGGUCUUGUUCCUUCUAAUUGACUCUGUUGCGGUGCAAGCGUUCACUGGAACGUAUGGAAUAAAUUAUGGAAGAGUUGGAGAUAACCUUCUUUCUCCUAAGAACGUUGUUGCUCUUAUCAAAGCAGCAAAGAUAAAGAAUGUCAGGAUAUACGAUACUGAUCGCGAUGUUCUCAACGCUUUCAGAGGGACUGGACUUGAAGUAGUGGUAACACUUCCAAAUGCAAUGCUGCCAGACAUGAGUCUCAAUGAGGACGAUGCAGUGAAUUGGGUUAAAGACAAUGUGCAGUCAUUCCUUCCCGAGACACAAAUACGUGGGAUUUCCGUGGGAAAUGAAGUAUUAGGUGUGGCGGAGUUUGAAUUGUGGGGAGCUCUUUUGGGUGCAGCUAAAAACAUCUACAAGGCAGUAAAGAGGCUGAAAUUAACCGACAUUCAGAUUUAUACUCCGCACGCGGAGGCCGUUUUUACUAAUUCCUACCCUCCCUCUUCGUGCACGUUUAAUCACAAUGUUAAGAAGUACAUGAAGCCGCUUUUGGAGUUCUUCUCAGAAAUCGGGUCUCCCUUCUGUUUAAAUGCUUACCCGUUCCUCGUCUAUAUGGCUAAUCCGAAGAAUGUUGAUCUUAACUAUGCUCUUUUCCUGGAUUCUAAGGGAAGUUACGAUCCAAAUACUAACCUUCAUUAUGAUAACCUUCUUGAAGCGCAGAUUGACGCAGCUUAUGCAGCAUUGGAGGAUGCCGGGUUUAAGAAUAUGGAAAUUAUUGUUACAGAGACAGGGUGGGCUUCAAAGGGAGAUGCUAAUGAAACUGCAGCUACAGAAAACAACGCGAAGAUAUAUAAUUAUAAUUUGCGCAAACGGCUAGCAAUGGGAAAAGGGACCCCUCUCCGGCCAAAAAUUGUAGUGAAGGCGUACGUUUUUGCCUUGUUGAACGAGAACUUGAAACCAGGGCCGACUUCUGAGAGAAAUUAUGGACUGUUCAAGGCUAAUGGGAACAUUGCAUAUGAUAUUGGGUUUCACGGAACUUCCUCAUCCGGAGAUGAUGACUCCGUAAGUGAUUCUCUCUUCCUAGAGGAUGAACACACAGUUUCAUCGUCUGCAAAUUCGUUGCUUUUUUCUUCAAAGGAUAUUGGAGCUCAAGAUUGGUUUCGUUUGCGAUACUUUUUGUUCCAGAUCUCCGCUGCUGCAUUGCUUCUGCUCUUAAAAUGACAACAGUAGUCAGUAGAGAGAUUGUCUAGCCAUUUUUUUUUUCUCUUUGUUUACCUUAUUUUCUGCUAUGUUUAUGGGAAAGUUCAGUUAUUUUUUCUGAUGCUUAAACAAUCUGAAUUGACACAA